Cucurbita moschata (crookneck pumpkin) is the source of this 2047-nucleotide messenger RNA. RefSeq lists its product as uncharacterized. The coding region runs from base 147 to 1694 and encodes 515 amino acids. The transcript is spliced from 8 exons. The record is from RefSeq and is a predicted model, not a curated record. NCBI's taxonomy places the organism in Eukaryota, Viridiplantae, Streptophyta, Magnoliopsida, Cucurbitales, Cucurbitaceae. Gene Ontology annotation, molecular function: DNA binding.
CAGAUUCNUGAAUUUAUGCUACCCAUCUCGCAUUGUCUUACGCUUCAAUCUUCUUAACUUGAUGGGUUCCUCCUUUUGGGUCAAUAGAUGCCAAAACAAGCAGUAGCACACAGCAGAGGAGGACACAGACCCAAGAAUCUUUCGCCAUGGAACAAGUGAUUUGUUGUUUUGUCUUGAACUCAGAGUUGGGUAAUGCUAUGCAUUCGGAGGAGAACAAAGAUUCGACCGAGAAGAACAAGAAACGGAAGCUGAAGACACCAACCCAGUUGAUUGCUUUAGAGAAGUUCUACAAUGACCAUAAGUAUCCGACCGAGGAAAUGAAAUCACAGCUUGCAGAGCAGCUAGGCUUGACUGAAAAGCAAAUAUCUGGAUGGUUUUGCCACAGAAGAUUAAAAGACAAACGAUUUUGUGAAACAUAUACGAGCGUUCGACAGGAUCGUUCCAGUGGUGUUAUUCAAGAUCAUGGCAGUGGACUUGCACAAGAUUCAUGUGGUAGCACCAAAAAUGGAGACUAUUGGCACGUUGAUCCACGUGAAGUCGAGAGUCAAAAGCCUUACGGUCGUGAGCUAGCUACGGAUAAUGUUCUUGAGCGUAGGAGUCACUAUGCAGAAAAUGUUAGUAAUAUGGAAAAUACAUCUUCGGAAAGCAGCUCGUCUUUAAAAGAUAGGUUAUUAUCUCAAAGUGAGAAUCCAUAUGAUACAGAAGUUUCUCAGUAUUUAACACAUGACAGCGCUUUUCCACCGUCGAAUCCAAAGGCUUUAAACUCGCUGCGAUACAAACCGUCUGGCUAUUUAAAAGUGAAGGGGGAAGCUGAAAAUGCUGCUAUUACUGCUGUUAAGAGACAGUUGGGCGUGCAAUAUCGGGAGGAUGGUCCUUCACUUGGCGUUGAAUUCCAGCCACUUCCGCCUGGUGCAUUCGAGUCCCAAGCUAAAGGUCCAAUCCAUGAUUCAUACUAUGUCGGAAAUGCACUACUUCCUCGUUCUCCAGACACGUUGACGAUGAAGAAACAACGAGCUCUCGUCUCGAGGUAUGAAGUGCUUAGUUCAAAUAUGAGUUCUCAGGACUCAUAUAUGGAGGAAGCAGCCCCCACUGGCAUUACCUGUAGACCUGAGUGUCAGGAAAAUAAUUCUAUUUACCCUUUAAAGAAAAGUUCCAACUAUUACAACAAAACCGAGCCGUUUCCCCGCCAGAACUCUCCCUUGAAUAUGUACGAGGAAUCCGGUGGGUUGACACUUUCUAGUAGUAGUAAAAGGGAUCACCGAAUGAACUCGGACUAUAACGUUCCUAGAAGUAGGACGGGCUCUGUUUCCAACAACCAUGGCUCCUACUCUUCGAAAGUUGCUAGUGAACAGACAGAGAUGCCGUUGCAUAACCGUGGCAGUGUUGGCUCGAAGAGUUUUUGUAGGAGUGGUUAUUUGGACUAUAAUCCUAAAAAGAUGCCAAAGGAAAUGUUCAAUGGAGAAGAGAAGGCAGUAAAUGAAAGUAGUGAUCCAGUUAGAGGGAAGAUCCCACCAACAAAUGAGUUGACUGUUGCAUAUCGAUGUCCGUUGGAUUUACCUCGGUCAGGCUAUGCAGCUAAAGCGUCAUUUUCUGAAAAACCUGGGCGGAAAAAUCAUACUAGCAGGUCCACAAUGGAGAUGCCAUACAGCUUCACCGUUGACGAAGCUGAAGAUACCAGCUCAUCGUUAGAUUGAGUAACGGUAGAGGCUCGACAAGGUCGUCUGAUUCGGGUACAUAAUUUGGAGUUAUUGUAAAUUGGGUAGCAAUGUUAGUGAGUUGCAGCAAACCUUAGGCAGAUUCUGGCUGUCAGGUUCUCUCCCUCUCCUCUCCUCUCCUCUCCUCUCGUGUGUAUAAGUACAAAGCCUGCAUGUUUUUGUUUUUGUUUUUGUGCAUGGAUGUUGGAUCUCGUAUCGGGUCAGGUCACGUCGAUUUGUACUGCUGUAAUUUUGUUUGAUUGACAGAGAAGCGUCGUCGACAAUGUAUUAUAACUGCACUGUUCAUUUACGACUCAAUAUGUUUGAUUCAAGGCGCUGUUUCAAAGUGUUAA